Molecule: messenger RNA, 1715 nt
Organism: Sabethes cyaneus
Lineage: Eukaryota; Metazoa; Arthropoda; Insecta; Diptera; Culicidae
Product: zinc finger protein 502-like
Exons: 3
Coding region: 3-1715 (570 amino acids)
Biological process (GO): regulation of transcription by RNA polymerase II
Cellular component (GO): chromosome; nucleus
Molecular function (GO): zinc ion binding; chromatin insulator sequence binding
Source: RefSeq, a predicted model, not a curated record
CAAUGGCUGCGGAAGCUAUUAUUUCAAGUUGCCGUAUUUGCAGUGGUACGCCAUCAAUUUCUCUGUUUGAAGUGGAUACAGGAAAUGCAAAAUGUUUAGCCGAACUAAUUGAAGAUUUUGCAAACGUGACGAUUGAACAAAAUGAUGGAAACCCUUCACAUAUUUGUAGCGAAUGCGCAAAUAAUCUCAAAAAAAGUAUUUCAUUCCGCCACCAAAUUCAAGACGCAGAAAGAAUCUUUAAAAAUUACGGACAAAAUCAGUUGUGUUUAUCGCCUGUAUCAUACGAUGUAAAAAUUGAACUAUCCGCAGUAGAUGAUGAUGAAUUUGAAUAUGAGUAUUUGGAGGAAGAUACCACAAGUGAAACUAACAAGAAACUGUCGAACUGUUAUCUUGGAAGUUCCAGCGUUCCAUCACUGCCUGAAGAUAAAUUGCAUCAAGAUACCGGUUUUGAAAGCGAAACAGUAUUGCGAGUAGCAGACUCUUGUGCAGAUCAGAAGUUGCACCACAUUCCGUUUAAGAUUCCUCCGGACGAUAAAAUCGCGCAAAGGAUGAUAUUUGACGAUUUCGAGUAUUUUGAAAUCGACGGAGAGCAAUGCUGUGGCUGCAAUUUUAUCGCUAGUAGUAGAGACGAACUGGUGCAUCAUUCGAAAGAGUCACAUGCACACAAUUACUAUCCAGAUAGUAGCUAUACUUGCCCCAUUUGCUAUUGUAAAUACAAAACACAGGAAAUUCUAGCACAACACAUUGAAUACUAUUCGUACAGAGACAUUUUUCUUUGUACGGUUUGUAAUGAACCGUUUGUUCAAAAAAGUCAAUUGGAAAUGCACCAAAAGGAUAGCCCUAAACACCGGAAAAUGCUAGAAGAUUCCAAAGGAAAAAUAACGACAUCGAAUGUUAAUACCAAGAAAAAUGAUAGGAAUGGUAUCCGUAAAAAGCAUGUAGUUUUGGAGGAAAACUCAGACGAAAUAAAUUUUUUUUGUUGUUUCGUACGAUGCUGGGAAAAGUUCGAAAAUCAUGAAGAAUUAUUAGAGCACGUUGAACAAGUUCAUAAUGGAAAACGCAGAGAAAAUGAGCUUAUACAUGCACAAUCACCUGAAGGCAUGCAACACGUUUGCUCGGUUUGUAAACGAUUAUUUGAAAAUGAAUUAAAACUAGUGCAUCAUCAGUCAUAUAAGCAGAAACGUGUAACCCACUCUUGUCAAGAAUGUGGUCAAAUUUUUUUUAAAUUGCAUGCUCUGCGGGAUCAUGAAAUAAAACAGCACAGCCAGCAGCCACCACAACAUAAAUGCGACAUUUGUGGAAAGGCGUUCCGUAAAAUGUCAGUCCUGAAGCAUCAUCGGAAAAUCCAUGUUCCGUUUGAAAGUGUACCGUGCGUUGAGGCCGGAUGCCAAUUUGUUUUCCGGGAUGAAGCUUUAAUGAAACGCCACUGUCGUAACGUGCAUGGGGACAACUUUCCCUGGGAAUGUCGAUUUUGUCCAAAAAAACUUCGCACUAAAGAGGCAAUGGAUAUUCACGUACGUGUGCAUACGGGGGAAAAGCCUUUUCCUUGCAGGCAAGGAUGCGACAGACAAUUUGCGCACGCUACGGAUCGGGCUAGACACGAGCGAUCAAGACAUACUGGUGAAAAACCGCACAAAUGCGAACAAUGUCCGGCAGCAUAUGUUCGCCGGCGUGAGUUGGUGGUUCACAUUAAAAAGAAUCAUGACGGUGAAUAA